AUGGCUAUUGUUGAGGAAGAGCUUAGAGCUCCUAUAGCUGGCAUAUUUGAUCGGUUUGACUAUGAGCCAAUAGUUGUUGCAAGUCUUGGUAAUCAAUGUUUUGUUUUUCUUGAGAUUGAUUACACCAAGGAAGCUGCUAAUGCUGAGCUAUUUGCAAGCAACUUUAAGAACAUGGAUUAUGUGAAAGUUCCUUCAAUUUACUGGGAUUAUACCACCCCACAAAAUAGGCGGGAUCGCAGGUCUGGACAUCGGAAGUCCUUGCAGCAACACCAUAUUUUAGAGUCUUUAGUUACUUGGAGAGAUGCAGAUAGUCUUGCCAAGUUAGUUGAUAGUGUGUUGAGAAGCUCAAAGCAAGGUAACUCGGGUAGUGGGGGUGUUCAUAUUGAGGAGAAAGAUAAGAAGAUGAGCUCUAAUGUUAAGCACAACCUCCGUAAGGUUGAAGAUGGCCAUUUCACAGCGACUGUAAAAGUGUUGGGGUCAUCCGGUGUGGCCCCCUAUAAUGAACACACAAUGAAGGCUUUGGAGGCUAAGCACUCAUACAGACCACCUCCCUCCAUGUCGACCACCUUAUUCUCAGAGGUUCUCCUAGUGACUGAUACAGAUACUAUCUUCAAGUGUAUUAAAUCCUUUCCCAAGGGGACGUUAUGUGGUAGAGAUGGUUUGCGUGCUCAACAUAUUUUAGAUGUACUAUAUGGAGAAGGUUAUAUUAUGGCGAAAGAUCUUUUAUACCCAAUCACUCUAGUUAACUUAUGGCUAGAAUGA
Molecule: messenger RNA, 762 nt
Organism: Vicia faba (fava bean)
Lineage: Eukaryota; Viridiplantae; Streptophyta; Magnoliopsida; Fabales; Fabaceae
Source: the annotation of a GenBank genome assembly